Messenger RNA from Pyrus x bretschneideri (Chinese white pear), 2301 nucleotides. RefSeq names its product E3 ubiquitin-protein ligase RFWD3. NCBI's taxonomy places the organism in Eukaryota, Viridiplantae, Streptophyta, Magnoliopsida, Rosales, Rosaceae. The record is from RefSeq and is a predicted model, not a curated record. Gene Ontology annotation, molecular function: protein binding; ubiquitin protein ligase activity. Gene Ontology annotation, biological process: protein ubiquitination; interstrand cross-link repair. Bases 175 to 2178 code for a protein of 667 amino acids. Gene Ontology annotation, cellular component: nucleus. The transcript is spliced from 14 exons.
GAACGAAAGAAAUGUGAGCGUUUUUGAUUUCCCACCAAAACAAAUAUUGUAUUCCCUCCUUUCCCUUUCUCUCUCCUUGUCUCACCUCAAAACCCUAGCCAGGCAAUUUUCCCCCAAUUCUCACUCACUCAAUCACUCUCACGGGCACACCACACUAUAUGCAAUUGCACACUCAUGGCAAACCCUAUCCUAUCCUUCAUUGAUCUUGUUGACGGAGGACUCAGCGAGGAAUCCGAUGAACACGAAUCUGAAGAAGAAGAAGACGAAUCCGAAGAAGAAGAAGACGAGGAAGAAGAAGGCACAGUGGACGCUGAUUCUGCUGUGUACCAUGCAGAUCUAACCGGUGCAGCCGGAAGUGCUCCUGAAACCGCGGCGGCGAGGAAUGGGGAUGAGGAAGUUGGAAAUAAGCGUAGAAGGAGUGGAGGAAGCGAAGCGGUGUCGGUGGAUGGAGUUGGCAGUGCAGAGUGCUCCCAAGGCAGCAGCAGCCAAUGGAAUCGGAACGAAAUGGACGGGCUAUUUUGCUCUAUCUGCUUGGAGCCUUGGACCAAUGACGGUGAUCAUCAUAUCAGUUGUCUUCCUUGUGGACACCUGUUCGGCAUGUCUUGCAUAAAACGAUGGCUACAGCAGCGUAGCAAUUCGGGGAAGUGUCCUCAAUGCAACAAAAAAUGCGCGUUGAAGGAUGUUAGGAAACUUUUUGUAUCCCAAAUUGUUUCUGUUGAUGAAGAGUCACAAAAGAGAAUUCGGUCACUUGAGGCUAAAUGUGAUUCUCUUGAGAAGAAGGAAUCUGCUUGGUGUAAGAGAGAAGUUCAAUGGAGAAAGCGAGAGCUUGAACUGCAAGAUAAAGUUCAACAUCUUACAGAGAGGGCAGCUUAUUUGGAGCAUCUAUUAGGAGACACACAGAACGGAACAUCUGGAGUAGUCAAUGCUAAUGGGGUCCGUGAAGGAAGAUUUGUGGCUGGUGAAAAAAUCUUAGAUGAAAGAUCCUAUGGGCGAAACUUUGGAUCAAAGUUUUGUGGACAAGCAUAUUCUUGCAAUUUCAUAUUAGAGAAGGAGUUGCAGGUAGAUGGUGCUCGUUUAUUUGAUGUUGAUGAAUCUAACCAAAUUAUUUUGAUUUCACGAAGGCUGGAUGGGAUAGGGGGAAGACAUGUGCUUACCAAGAUGAGUUUGAUACCUCCGUAUGACAGAGAUGAUAUUCUCCUUCCUAGAGAUACAAGAGCCAUUAGGGAUCUACGCAUUUCUUCUUCUAACAGUGAUCUUGCACUCUUUGCUUGCUUGGGGAAGAAAUUGUCAGUUCUCAGUAUGGAAAGCAACAAUGUCAUCCUUACCUAUGAUCUACCGGCCAAGCUGGCACAGAUUGGGCAUCUUCAGCCUAGUGGUUCAUGGUCUCUACUCUCUAGUGCAUAUAGAGCAGUGGCGAUGGCUGCUGCUUGGACAUGUUCAUGGGAUCUCAACAAUCCAUAUUAUGCUUAUGCUGGUUUACAGAAUGGCUCUCUUUGGGUGUUUGACAUGCGCCGAACCGCAGGGCCUGUUGAAUCUCGGAGAGGGCUUUCAAAUAACCCAAUUCAUACUGUACAUUCCCUUUCACAUAAUUCAGCUCUUCCUUCUGGUGCUAGAUCGGUGCUCUCCGCUUCUUCGAUUGGCUUAUGUCUGUGGAACUUUGGUUGUGCCGAAGAAGGGCCGACAUUAGUCCCUCAAACCGAGAAUCAAGGAGUUUGCAUAUCACUGGCGUAUUGUCCUAGCAAUGAUGACAUUGUUGCUUCCUACCGUCCCAAAGUUGAAAUGCCUGAUGAGACGCUCUUGUCUCAACCGCAGCUUACUCCUACCCGUGGUGGCUUUGGACAAGGAACAGUGGGUUCCCAUGUUCUCUUGAAGAGAGCAGACAUCAACUGUGUUGAUAGGUUGGGUUCUGCAUGCACCAAUGUAUGUGAUAUCGGGCUUCCAAAAUCUGCAAUCAUCAACGUUGGAAAUCAUAGGACAUUGUUUGCCUCUCAGGAUAAGUUGAGUUCUGAAUUAGUCUUACAAGAGCUACCGUCUUUUACGACCUUACAGCGCCUUAAAUUACAGAAAGAUCCUCUUCGCGAUCUGAAGUACAGUCCGGCGAUAAAACAAGGUCUACUUAGUUGUUUAAGUGGUGACAAACUGCAACUCUUCAGUACCAAGCUUUCAGGAAAGAGAUGAUCAUUUCAGGUGUGUAGUUGCUCAAUUUUUGCCUAAUGGUAAGGUUUUUAACUGUUUUGUAAAUAUUACUUUUUAUGUUUUGUAGGUUAGGAACAGUUCUAUAAAUAAGAAAAUUAAAAUUUC